Messenger RNA from Plectropomus leopardus (leopard coralgrouper), 6201 nucleotides. RefSeq names its product cholecystokinin B receptor a (gene cckbra). Gene Ontology annotation, molecular function: gastrin receptor activity; neuropeptide receptor activity. Gene Ontology annotation, biological process: neuropeptide signaling pathway. Lineage: Eukaryota; Metazoa; Chordata; Actinopteri; Perciformes; Serranidae. Gene Ontology annotation, cellular component: plasma membrane. The record is from RefSeq and is a predicted model, not a curated record.
GUCCGGUGCUCGGAGCUUUGCGCCGCGGUGCGCUUCACGGGGCUUCCCUCACGACCGCACCAUAAUUAACCUCUCAGGGCCCGGCUAUUCUCCUGUUAUUAGGUUUUUAAAAUAGUUGACUCCAGUUUGGGCUUUCUCCAAGUUUCACAACGCCCCCUCUCCGGCUGGUAUGAAGAAAAACGCGACGGUGGCAAGUUGAUUCCAGUUUCAGCAGCCCGCGCAGGUGUAGGACUCCUAAUCCUGGUAAUCGUGCUUGUCGCCGGUGAGGAUGGCUCUGCAGGCGAGUAAUGCGAGUGUGCUGGAGGUGUCAGCGGGCUGUGGGGAGCAGGGGAACCUCAGCAUGGAAGUUACCGACUAUAAUAUCAGCUGCACCAACGUCUCCGUCCUCCCCAGACCGUCCAGAUCAGUCAAAGAGAUGGACUCGUUCCGCAUCCUGCUCUACUCUCUCAUCUUCUUGCUCAGCGUCUUCGGCAACCUGCUGAUCAUCGUGGUCCUGAUACUGAACAAGCGCAUGCGGACCGUCACCAACUCCUUCCUGCUGUCACUGGCCGUCAGCGACCUCAUGAUGGCCAUCUUUUGCAUGCCCUUCACCCUCAUCCCUAACAUCCUGGAGGACUUCAUCUUCGGAGGCGCCAUGUGCAAAAUUGUCUCCUACUUCAUGGGGAUCUCUGUCAGCAUCUCCACCUUCAGCCUUGUGGCCAUUGCCAUUGAGAGAUACAGUGCCAUCUGUAACCCGCUGAAGUCACGUGCGUGGCAGACACGAUCCCAUGCCUAUCGUGUCAUUGCCGCCACCUGGGUGGUGUCACUGCUAAUCAUGGUGCCCUACCCCGUGUUCAGUGUCCUCAAGUCUUUCCCCAAGGCCAACGGUACUGUUGGCCACAUGUGUCGUCUGGACUGGCCCAGCGGAGAAGCUGAGCAGACCUGGUAUGUGCUCCUGCUCUUCACUCUGUUCUUCAUCCCAGGAGUGGUGAUGAUUGUAGCCUACGGUCUGAUCUCCAGAGAGCUCUACCGAGGCAUUCAGUUUGAGCUGGGCCAGAGCAGAGAGACCACCGGCCAGAAGAACGGUGUUGGAAGAACUGUCGCAGGGUCCAAUGAUGACGACGAUGGUUGCUACAUCCAGGUGUCUAAAAAACCCUCCUCUGCCGUGGAGCUCCCCACCCUCUCUGCCUCGUCUGGUGCUGUCCAGGCCAAAACUGAGCGCGCCCGCAGCAACACCUCAGAGGCCAAGCUGCAGGCCAAGAGGAGAGUCAUCCGCAUGCUGAUGGUGAUCGUAGCGCUCUUCUUCAUCUGCUGGAUGCCCUUGUACUCAGCCAACACCUGGAGGGCCUUUGACAUGAAGUCAGCCUCCAAAGCCCUCUCAGGAGCGCCCAUCUCCUUCAUCCACCUGUUGUCCUACACCUCGGCGUGCGUCAACCCCAUCAUUUACUGCUUCAUGAACACACGCUUCCGUAAGGCCCUGCUGUCCACCUUCGCCUGCUGCUGCCGCAACCGGUUCUGUUGCUGGUGGUGCAAGAGGAAGGAGGGAGGAGAGGACGGCAUCACUGCCACCUCCAUGGCCACGUCGAUGGCCACGUCCAUGUCCAAGUUCAGCUACACCACCGUCAGCACCACCGGCACCUGCUGAGCCGGGAGGAGGGCUGGGUGGUCACAUCAGUGGCUGUCGGGGCAGCGGUUGCUGCGUGCACCAUCUGCUUUUUUCAAUCUCGUUUUUCACCCUUCAUCUUAAUAUGCUAUGAGUCAUGAGCUGAGUAAUCCCUGCCCUCAUUUAUGAGGCCUUUUUUAAAAGGUCUCCUUCAAAUUCUGUGUGCAUGGUUGCAGAAUGUGGGGCGGGCAAAAUGCCGUUUCAGCUUGGUGACAUUCUUUUUCUUCUGUUUAAUUGGCAGCAUCCGCUUUGUUGCAUCUGAAGAGAACAUCAAGUGCCUGUGCUCUUUGUGUGGCUUUGUUUGUCAUGGUAGUUUGUUUACUGGUGGAGAGACAUUUUAGUGAUAAACUACGUCAAAAAUAUGGAUCCUGCGUACUUGUAAAUACUGUCUUUGUGUUCUAACUGUGCCAAAGGUAAUUUUUUGACAGAGACAUACUGUUGAACAAUGAGGACUCAUUACCUCAGUAAUGAAUCAGUAUGGAUUUCUGCUCCUUUUGUGUUUCAUGUGGUUUCAUCUUCAUUGAUUCAGGGCAUCUCUCUCAGUUAUCUGAAUUAUUCUGCCGAAGGGCAACUUUGCAAACAAUUGGGUCCCUAAUUUCUGAAAUAUUUAAACAGAAAAUAAUAUUUUUAUUUACACGAAAAAGGUUUCAAAGGGAAGAGUUAGUACAGCUUUUUCUGAAAAAGCGUCUUAGCUCCGACUUAGUGUUUUGCUCUUAUUGAGAUGUGUUACAUCACUUCUUGUGGGUAAAGCAUAUUUUUCUGCAAAUAUUCAAACACCAAAACACGUCCAUUCAGGCGAUUUCGUCGGCUUCCAAUCAAUAACAGGAUGCUUUCUCUUUUGAAGCAUUGCUCUGUGAUUCAGGCUGAUAAGGCAGGUGCACCUUUACAUAAACGUCUUGACGAUAAACAUCUGAAGACUGUAAUUUACUCUUAUUUCUUGGCAGGCAUAAAUGAGAGAGCCUGGUGUUUUCAAUGAGGCAAUUUUCCUGUGUUGGUCCACUCGCAGCAUAACAAACUGGUAUCAAACAGGCUCAGUCAUGGAACUUAGAUCUCCUGUUGCCACUGCUACAAAUGCAUGUUGAAUACUGAUGCACGCAUUAACAUCAGGAUGUGAAUUAUUAGAGAAAGUGCAGUCAGUCCAUCCAUAAAAGGCGGCUCGCACCUGCUAGCUGCUCCAGCUUGCCCCUGCUACAAAAGGCACAGAAAAACUGCCUCAGUCAAACUCACCUUUUCUGCUCAAUUAUCUCUGUUGUGUCUUUUAUGCACUCUCUCUGCCUUCUGCUGCAGUGCUGCCAAUUACUCUGAGCAUUACCUAAGUACAAAGACCCCUUCUCCAGGCUCAGACUAACAAGGUGUUUCUCAGGGACCCUCUCCUCUCCUGCAGUGCAAAUCUCAUGGCUUUGCCUUUGUAAGACUAAAGACAAACGGCUCUGCUGACGCACCACAUCUGAGCCCUUCAACUCAUUAAUAAUGGUUAGAACAAAUUUGAUUUAAACAGCAUCUUUCAUUCAGAAAAAUGGAGCUCAAAGGGCACUACAAUAUGGAGAAAAUGUUAAUAAGUCAGUAAUGUUAAAUUCCAGAUGAAAUGAAAAAUGCCUUUUUAACCUUUUCAGAUCAAUUUCCUGGCCAUAUUGUGUGCCUAUUUAACAAUUUUAUUAUUAUAAUUAUAUAUUAUUUACAUUUUUCAGAAAAUCAAUUUCGUAUUCUUAUUUCAAAAUCCAAAUAUGUUUUCUUCUUGUAAAACAAAAUGUGUCAUGUGCUUACCUAAGCUAAUAUCAACCAAUCUCAACAAAUACUACCAUGACAUCCACCCCAUCAAUCAAUCUGCAACUUUUAGCCGCAAAGAGCUAAUAUUAAGUUAGCUAGUUAGUAAGAGCAUGCUCCGUCAGUGUACCACUGUUUCCCUAAAUAUCAUGAUUACGGGCUUCUUGCUAGAAUUUGUUCCCUUUGAGAAAAGAGGUAUUUGCGACAGCUCAGAUCAUGCACAAGGCAUUUUGCAAUAGAUUGCUUUUGCAACUGAUAUUGCAUGGAGCAUCUAAUGGACUCUCUCUCCCUCCCUCAUUGAUACUAUUAUCCUGUUGGUGUUUCACCGUCAGCACCUUUUACACACCUAUUUUUCAACAAUCAGAUCAUAUCAUUCCUAACAACAUGUGCCUAUCUUGUCUUACUCAGAAAUGCGCACAAUACUGGAGCUAGAUACUCAUGAGAUUCUUUUUCACCGGGAUUUUAAUACCAGAAGUUAUAGAAAUUAGGUGACGAUAAAAGCAGAAGUGGCAAAUGGCAGGCAAAACUUGCAAAGAAUAAUUUAUUGAAAUUCAUGCUGAGAGUGAAAUGAGAGGAUACCACACACGUCUGUACACUGUACACUAAAUACGACUACAGUCUGCAGCCGAUACAUAAUGUCCUCAAAGAAAUUCCAAAUUCCCAUGAAAAAUAUUCAUGACUUCAUUCAUAAAUUCAGUCAAUUCUGCCAAAAAUAUGGACAUGAUAGUGUUACGGUGACUUAUUUAGCACUUCAUUAAGAUAUAAAGUAGACACUGGAUUGUAUCAGUUGGCUUCUGCAGUACAGAGAUGUCUGGAUUCGUGUUAAACAGUGUGAUGUAAUACUUUUGUCCUACAUGCAGUGUACAUUGACAGCUUAGUUCUGUCAUUUCCUAUCACUUUCAAGUUUGGUCCUCUUUUUCAUGUCCUCCCAUCGCCUAGCACUGCCUGUCCCUGCAGCCCCGCACCCACCCACCCACCACCCUGCCUUUUAUCCUUUUCAGUGCGGAGGCGUACGAAUACAUGAAUGGCAAUCGAGUGUGGGUGACAGCUGAGAUUUGCAGGCACAAGCGCUGUCCGAGAGCAGUUUAUAGGCAGUGGCAAAGGUGGAAGCGAGUUCGCCUUGCAGACAGACAAUUGGCAUACAAAAAUCCCCAGCAGAGCCCGACUUGUAAACACCUCGUCUGGCGGCCUUCACACUGUGUGUGCUUUUGUAAUUAAAGCAGGAGACAAUGAGUGAUUUCCAUAUCUUUGCCAGCAGUUGGUGCAAUGGAGAACCUUGUGGAUUUAGUCUGGAUUUAUUUCACUGUCUGUGCAUGUUCUGUUACAUUAUGGAACUGGAGCCUAUAGUAUAGUAAGCAUGUUAAAUUACCAUAGCUGAGUAGGAAUAAUGAAGAUAAGCCUCUUAAUCCAGAGUUGGUGUUGUUUUGUAUUUCAAAGCCUGUAGAUGUACACCUUUACAAAAUAAAUCUCUGGUCUCUGGUCAUGUGCAUUAUGAAUGAACCGUGAAAAAACUUCUGGGUAACCUUGCUCACAAAAAGUUACGACAAAAGCCUCCCAGAGAAGCAGAGAUUUUCCAUUGAAAAGGUAUGUUUUUUUUGCUGAAUCUGUUUUUCAGUGCGGCUCAGUAGGCCAGCAGGUGUAGGUAUCCAUUAUUAAAAUCAGCAAAACUGCCAGUUUUAGAACUGCUACUUUCUUAUAUCUGUACUUUUACAGUCAAGUUUUACAAGCACACCUAAAGUACAAAGUGUAUAAUUCAUUUCCCCAAUACAGGAAAUAUUACGCCUGGAGCACACUGCAUGCGUGAGCAGCGCAUGCCUGCAACCUCGCCAAACUGUUGCAUCUUGCACAAUUGCAGUGUUUUUACUGGCAGCAUUGUUGCUGCAACACCUCUGCAGGGCUGCCUGCAGGGAUUCUAUGGACAGAAACGUUGCCAGAGGGCUUUUAUUUUGAAACGGAAAUAGGAACAUUUGAGUAAAACAGAAUUAUUUGUAUUUUUUUCAUGUUUGUGGCAGAGAAAGAUGUUAAAACUGCAGUGAAAGUUGGUAUGGAGUAAAUAUAGUUAUCAAAACAUCAUGUUCACUGUCUGUCUCUGCUGACAACUGUGCACAACAGAAAAAAAUCAGAGAGCCACCUUUUCUCUUGAUCCCUUUUAUCCUUAUCCAAGUUAGUAGAGGACUGCACUGGUUGCUGAAAGUCUCUCGUGCACGUGCUCUGCGGGUCCAAUCUUACAGAACAUCCAGGUAGUUUUACGCCAGGGAAGUCAAACUUUUAUUGCUUUAUGCGCCACUUGACAACUUUUAUAAGAAUGACAGGAGCCCUGCCUCCUAUGCUGUAUCCAGUUCUUUUUUUAAUAUCCAUGGUCUCUGCACUUUUAGGAUAAGAAAGCAAAACCUAAAAUGUUUAGUAACCUAAUUUUUGCCUUAAUCCAAACAUAAAACCAACAGGAGACCUCACACCUAACUGUAACUUCAAACGGAGAUUUGUUGUUGUUGUGAUUAUUGAUUUAUAAAGAUACACUGCAGUUUUUUGCUGGCAUAGCUGAAACCUGGACAGGACUUUCCUGUAGAUUUUCAAAUGACCUUUACCUGACUGUUGCUAAAUUCUUGCAUUGAAAAUCAUUACGUUAUACUGGAAAAUAUGUACAACUAAAUAGUGCUAAAAUAUAAUGUCAUUCAGAUGGAUCAAAUUAUAUCCAACAACAUCUUGAUAUACCGCCACACUGUUGUAUGCCUCUGCAAACCAGUCAAGUUGCACUUACAGUUUACAUCCAUGUCUGUGAAAACAUGGAUGCUUCA